GAAGGAUUUUUGCUGGGAGAAGUAAGACAAGAGGAAACCUUUAGCAUCAGUGACUCACAAAUAAGCAAUACAGAAUUUCUACAAGUAAUUGAAAUUCAUAACCAUCAGCCUUGUUCAAAACUUUUUAGUUUUUAUGACUACGCAAGCAAAGUUAAUGAAGAGAGUUUGGACAGGAUUCUUAAAGAUCGGAGAAAGAAAGUUAUCGGGUGGUACAGAUUUCGGCGAAAUACGCAGCAGCAAAUGUCCUACCGAGAGCAGGUGCUCCACAAGCAGCUUACUCGCAUCCUCGGUGUGCCUGACCUCGUCUUCCUCCUCUUCAGCUUCAUCUCCACCGCCAAUAAUUCCACUCAUGCUUUAGAAUAUGUUCUCUUUAGACCAAAUAGAAGGUAUAAUCAAAGGAUAUCACUUGCUAUUCCCAAUCUAGGCAAUACUAGCCAGCAAGAGUACAAAGUGUCUUCAGUGCCAAAUACUUCUCAGAGUUAUGCCAAAGUUAUUAAAGAACAUGGUACUGACUUUUUUGACAAGGAUGGAGUAAUGAAAGACAUCAGGGCAAUUUAUCAAGUUUAUAAUGCACUUCAGGAAAAAGUGCAGGCAGUGUGUGCAGAUGUAGAAAAGAGUGAGCGAGUUGUUGAAUCUUGUCAGGCAGAAGUGAACAAAUUAAGAAGACAAAUCACUCAGAGGAAAAAUGAAAAGGAACAAGAAAAAAGGUUGCAACAGGCAAUGUUAAACAGACAGGUGCCGUCUGAAAGCUUGGAGCCAGUGUUCAGUCCUCGGAUGCCCUAUUCUGGGUUUGCAGCCGAAGGCAGAAGUACACUUGACGACGCAGAGGCCUCUGAUCCUCCUCCCCCUUAUUCAGAUUUUCACCCAAACAGUCAAGAAAAUACUUUGAGCCAUUCCCGCAUGGAAAGGAGUAUUUUUAUGCCUCGACCUCAGGCCGUGGGCUCUUCUAAUUAUGCUUCUACCAGUGCCGGACUGAAAUAUCCUGGAAGUGGAGCAGACCUUCCUCUUUCCCAAAGAGCAGUUGGCGACAGUGGUGAGGAUUCAGAUGACAGUGAUUAUGAAAAUUUGAUUGACCCUACCGAGCUCUCUAAUAAUGAAUACUCACAUUUGAAGGAUCCACGACCCAUGACACAUCCUGAUGAGGACCCCAGGAACACUCAGACCUCCCAGAUUUAACAAAACAAAAGAAACUCUCCACUUAGCACUGUUUUUCUUAAUUGCUUAUUGAGAAAGUUUUUGAGGACUUAACCUGGGAGAGAACUGCUUUCUCAGCUACCUUGACUCCCUUGGGGAGAUUGUGCACAGAACUAGGAGCCUCUAUCCGCUGGUCCUCACCUCUGGACGCAGUGCGCAGCUUUCAUGACAGAAUCAUUAAGAUAAUCAAGUUAUCCUAAUUCUGGUGCGAUUCAUGGAUGUACUGGUAAAUGUAGGCAAAGCAAAACUUAUCAGUGUAGUUUCUGUUCUUUAAAAUAAAUUGGAAGUUAGAGACUAAGCACAAUUAGUCUAUAAAUGUCCUGUAAAUCAAAAAACUUACCUCUUGCACUAUCAUGCCUUGAAAUUUACUUUUUCAAAGGGAAAUGAGUUUAGCAGCAGCCUUCAAAGAACUUCUUUCUAUGAUGAGCCAAAUUCAUCUUUGCCAGAAAAGAAAUUUUGAUAAUUCCAAGAAGUCUGAUUGGAACAAAUCAGAUGUACCUUCUCUUGUCUGCAUGACUUUGUGAGAUUGAAAGAGAGGGCUUUGUUUCAACUUUUUUCUACUAGCCUGAUAUGUAUUGUCACUUAAAAUGGUUGCCUUUAAAAAAAAAAAAAUGUAGAAAUACUAAUUACCAGUAAGUAAUCAUCCAAAUAAGUAUGUCAUAAAUAAAUGAAUUAUUUUUCUCUCGGUGGAUUACAGUGACUACUGCACUAACACAUUCAUGGUCUCUGUCCUGCAGUCUUAAGGAAGGACACAUAGCAGUGGAUAACAGGAGUUAUGGACCAGGCCUGGGGUUUAUGGUGAACAGAUUCCAGACAGCGUGCAUUUAGCUGCGUUCACAUGUAAGGGAUAGAUCUUAUUUAGAUCUGACAAAUCCUAGUGUUUGUUCUAUUUGUGAAGGAAAGACAUUGAAUGAACUGUUUGGGAAUCUUGGUGAAUAUAGCUUCAUUUUAAAUCUGAAUAACCAUACUUAUUUUUUCCGAUUUGCCAUUUGAGAGAUAAUGGCAGAACGUGUAGAGACCCUGCUGGGAUGCACUUAUACUUGAUUUAAUUACUGCUUGUUCUCUAGUUUUGCCCAGAACAGAUGAAACUACUAAGGCCUUCACGAGCCUAUUGGGCUCCUGGUUUGGAAAUGGCAAGACCCACCAUUUUUAUGCCUAGGUCAGCCCAUCAAGUUAAUACUUGGAGUUUAACUGCCUUUCCUUUGGACUAGUUAAAACCUGUAAGAAUAAGGAAGUUGUUAGAGAGGUUUAAAAUCUGGGUCCCAAAAAAGUAGUUUUAUUUUGUAGGAUAGACAUUUACUCACUGAGCUCCAGUUCCAGUACUAAAUUAGAUAAUACGGACUGAAAAAAUGAAAUGCUAAAACUGCCAUUCUUUGGAUAUCCACUCUAUGGGGUCUGUAUUUUAACUGCUGUCCUGGUUUUGUUGGCCUUAUACCACUGCCAUUUGAUUUAAAAUGUUGCAGGCCACUUUAUCUGCAAAGGUGUUCCGGUUUUUAUCAGCUACCUACUACGCGGCUUCAGCACCAGUGUGAAUUUAAUUUUUUUUUUUAAGUGCCAUUGCCAUCUCCUCUGUUCAGAUUCUGACAUUCAGGAAAAUAUUUUAUUUUUAUGCCAUACUGAAAUCUACAAUGUAUAUCUGACAAAGCAGUUAAAUGUGACAAUAAAAACUUAUUUAAUCAUGA
Messenger RNA from Tupaia belangeri chinensis (Chinese tree shrew), 2876 nucleotides. RefSeq names its product abraxas 2, BRISC complex subunit (gene ABRAXAS2). Gene Ontology annotation, biological process: attachment of spindle microtubules to kinetochore; protein K63-linked deubiquitination; mitotic spindle assembly. Gene Ontology annotation, cellular component: nucleus. Lineage: Eukaryota; Metazoa; Chordata; Mammalia; Scandentia; Tupaiidae. The record is from RefSeq and is a predicted model, not a curated record. Gene Ontology annotation, molecular function: polyubiquitin modification-dependent protein binding; microtubule binding.